Phragmites australis (common reed) is the source of this 2217-nucleotide messenger RNA. RefSeq lists its product as uncharacterized. The record is from RefSeq and is a predicted model, not a curated record. Gene Ontology annotation, biological process: protein transport. The transcript is spliced from 9 exons. Bases 163 to 1692 code for a protein of 509 amino acids. NCBI's taxonomy places the organism in Eukaryota, Viridiplantae, Streptophyta, Magnoliopsida, Poales, Poaceae.
AAAUCGUAUGAACACAUCCACCUGACGGAAUCGGAUGAAGCGUGAGGUGUCGAACGCUGCCCGGUGGAGAGGAAUUCCCUCGCCGACGCAACAAGCACAAGUAGGCCCCACCACCGUGAUCCGAAGCCCAAAUCCAACGGCACGCCCAACCACCGGUCCACCAUGCCGGACUCCUCCGCGCCCAACCCCUUCCUCUCCCUCACCUCCGCCUUCCCCUUCCUCUCCUCCUCCUCGCCCUUGCCCGCCGCUCCCCACCUCACCGUCCCGCUCCUCCUCCCCGUCUCCUCGGCCUCGACCUCGUCAUCCCGCCGCGGGCCGCAGCCGCUGAUGGCCGGCGCGGGCGCGUCCGGUGGCGGGAAGGCGGUAGGAGGGGGUAAGGGCGGCGGUGGCGGGGGCCCUGCGUUUGUGGGGCAGGUGUUUACCAUGCUCGACCCCUCCGGGAACGGCCUCAUGGCCGUCACCACCCGCUUCGAGCUCCCGCGCUUCCUCACCAACAGGACUCCUACGUGGUUCAAAAGAAUCUUAUCACCAUUGAAGAAGAGUGAAAAUGGGCCAGUAUUUAGGUUUUUUAUGGAUUUGAAUGAUGCAGUAUCCUAUGUUAAGCGGCUAAAUGUGCCAAGGGGCAUGGUGGGGGCUUGUCGCCUUGAUAUAGCAUAUGAACAUUUCAAGGAAAAACCUCACAUGUUCCAGUUUGUUUCAAAUGACAAGCAGGUCAAGGCUGCCAAUAAGCUAUUAAAGUCACUUCCACAAAGGAGCAGAAGAAAACAACUUGAUGGCGUCCCUAUUUUUAGUGCUCAAAACUUAAAUAUUGCAGUGGCAACAAAUGAUGGAAUUAGAUGGUAUACACCAUACUUUUUUGAUAAAAAUUUGCUGGACAAUAUUCUUGAAGCUUCAAUGGAUCAACAUUUCCAUUCAAUAAUGCAAAAUCGCCAUACACAACGUAGGAGAGGUAUUGUUGAUGAUAGUUUAACAUCAGAAAUAAUUGAAGAAAGUGCUGACAGCUUGCUUGAGCCCCCGGAGGUACAAGAAUUGAUGAAUGAGAUUGGUCCAGCUGGAAUACCACUAAGUGUUGUAACAAAAGCUGCAGAGAUUCAGUUUCUUGAUGUUGUUGAUAAAGUUCUUCUAGGAAAUAAGUGGUUGAGAAAAGCUGCUGGCAUACAGCCACAGUUCCCUUACGUUGUUGAUUCAUUUGAGGAAAGGACUGCUGUUUCAAUUGCGAAUAUUACUACUACCAGCAGUAGUUUUUCUGCUCCUAAGGAUGACAAUUGCUACCAAAAUAAUCAGCAAUCUCAAUCUUCGGAGCCGAGUAUUGACAGCAGCAACCACAUAAAUCACAAUAACCCAGAUCAUAAUCAAUUUCGUUUUCCAUUUAGCAGUCUGCUUCCAAAUAUAUGGCCGGGGCAUGACAGAAAGUUUAAAGCGCAAGAAAGGGACAGCAAAUUCAGCAGAUAUGAUGCCGGCAUGAACAAUGACUUACAAGCGAACCCUCUUCUUCCGAAAAUCACCAUGGUUGGCAUCUCAACGGGUGAAGGUGGACAGAUGAGUAAAGCCAACUUAAAGAAGACAAUGGAAGAUUUGACGAAAGAAUUGGAGCAAACAGGUGAAAAAAAUACCUUCAAUGAACAGAAAGACCCACUUUUUGUGGCCAACGUUGGUGACUACUCAAGGAUAACAAAGAUUAGCACUACAUGAGACUCAUUGACGAACAGCAGAAGUGUUCUGUGCAUACUGAAUUUCUAACCAAGUCAACUGAACAUGUUGAUGCUAAUCUCGGAGGUCCUACUGAUGUAGUGCUGUAAAUGGCUUGAGGACUUCAGAUCAUGUGCACAUUGAUUGUCCUCAGUUCGGACUUGGGAGGCAAUCCAACGUCAGUGUGGCCGCUGCUGGAUGGUAAUAGUCAAAAUUUCCAGGAACCGCAUGCCGAAUUUUGGAGAGGGGCUUCAGAUCAUGUUUAUAGCUAUUAAGAAUUUUGGAGAUGAUGAUUUGCUAAAGAAUGUUUGUGUGAAUAGAAAGUUUAAUUCCAGUGUAUGCAGAACAUGCAGCCAGGUAUGUCGAACAUGCAGCAAGGUAGCGUUGAAAUAGCAUAUGUUCACAAGGUGUUCCAUUGUGGAUAGGUAGUUUGAUUUUAUUGGACUCAUACGUAUCUGUACUUUAAACCGUAUCAACUUUACAGGUCGUUAAAGAUCAAGGCUUCAAAUCAUAAGCCAUUGGGCCUCA